This is a messenger RNA of Xylaria bambusicola, 1140 nucleotides long. RefSeq names its product flavin reductase like domain-containing protein. The transcript has a single exon. Lineage: Eukaryota; Fungi; Ascomycota; Sordariomycetes; Xylariales; Xylariaceae. The record is from RefSeq and is a predicted model, not a curated record. Bases 1 to 1140 code for a protein of 379 amino acids. Gene Ontology annotation, molecular function: FMN binding; riboflavin reductase (NADPH) activity.
AUGCUGAGUAUUCGUGGCCUACGGCGGGCAAUUCCGUGCAAAAGUCCACGAUACGCUUUUCUUCUUUGCCCAUCCCGUCGCAUCGGGAGCUGCGCCGCUCGGCGUGGUGUAAACCAGACACUACAGCCCUCUACAACUAAACGGCUAGGUGCACUCCCAGAAGACAUUGAGCAUCAUGUGGAAACAAAACCUCAGAAGCGGCUGGCCUAUAUGUCCAGAGAAGAUGUCAAACCUGCACCUGAAAAUGCCAAUGGCAGCAGAACGACCAAGGUGAGGCUUGAAAAGCCUCCCGUCCUCGGAGGGUCUGCCGACAGCAAAGACAACACUCAGGGACACCAGGACCUUUGCACAGCUGUAACAGCUACCAUGGCCAGGCUCCCGCACCCAGCUGUGGUCAUCACUACCCUCGACCGAACUUACCAUGCGCAGGCAGCUGCCGGUGUGCCAGUCGAGAAAAUGCAGCACCCUAUAGCGCGGGGAAUCACCGUUUCCUCUAUCACGUCUUUAUGUAUCAGGCCGAGACCCCACGUCAUGUUUAACAUGACGCUCCCUAGUACUAUGUACGAGGCUCUCGUCGCUUGUAAGGACUUUAACGUCCACGUCCUGACCUCUGAUGAACCCGGCGCACGCAUUGCCAGAGUAUUUACGCGCGGUAAUCGCUUACCUCCGCCACGUAUUGAGGCUGCCAAGUCCUCCAAGGAUGACUUGGAUGUUGAUGCUGAUCUCGGCGUGUUCGUAGGACUGAAAGAGGAGGGGUUGCCACACGUUGAGAUCUUAAAUCGGAAUGCGUGGCAUAGGCAAUAUCAAGAUGCUAAGGAGAGAGAUCUUACAAAAUCCAUGUCUUUCCAUGAUAUAGAUUCGAUGGUGCAGCAUUCUGAAGGCACCGAGAGUGUGGGGCAAAUGCACCAUGUUCCUCACUUACAUUCUCGCGGAAUCAUAGAGGUGCUGAAUUGUCGUCUGGUGCGCACGAUAUAUCCUGAACUGCCGAACGCAGGGCAGAACAUUAUCCUGAUAGGUGAAGUCGUUGGGGUGACAGCCCCUAAGAAAUCCAACAAGGAGCCUGAUCACCAAGUCUCUGUCGCCUUAGGCUAUGCCAACAGGAAGUAUCGGUGUGAGGGCGACGCCAUCCAUUUGGCAUGA